This is a messenger RNA of Pectinophora gossypiella (pink bollworm), 808 nucleotides long. RefSeq lists its product as uncharacterized. The record is from RefSeq and is a predicted model, not a curated record. Bases 116 to 451 code for a protein of 111 amino acids. The transcript is spliced from 4 exons. NCBI's taxonomy places the organism in Eukaryota, Metazoa, Arthropoda, Insecta, Lepidoptera, Gelechiidae.
GCCCUCCCCACAAAGCAUGCAGUCUAUAAAAGAAUACGACACCAACUCCUUGUCAUCAAUAUAUCAGUGACUGCUGCAGUGUUGUGUUGUGUGCAAUACUUACAAGAACAGAACAAUGCAGACCUCCACAGUGAUCGUGCUCGCGUGCUUGGUGGCCGCAGUGGCUGCGCACACGCAUUACGAGUUGUACCCCGCCGUAGACGCAGUGCACAUCCCCGACGACGCGGUGUAUGAGGCCAACUACGACACUCCCGCGCACGAGAGGAGCGCCAGAACGAAGCGAGGCUUGCUGCUGCUUAAAAAGAAACUGCUCCUUGGAGCCUUAGGCCUAAAGGCAGCCAAGGUCGGAGCUGUCGGAGCCGGCGUCGCAGGCGCACUGGCCUUGAAGAAGAAACAGUCAGUACCGAAGAUCACGGCUUCCACUCAUUACGGGUACAGCAGCUGGCAUUAAGCGACUGGGUUGCGUCUGAUGUUCCCGAGGCGUGCACCGUGUGGAUAUUAGUGAAGUUUGGGUAUUAUACGUUUUGUUAAACACUGAGAGGCUUUAAACUUGUAGUCAUAGAAACUUGUAGUAAUAACACCAAACAAAAACAUUGUUAAUAGAAAAUUUGGAUCGUGCAAAACAUAGGCGUACUUAACAUGUAAACACUGCCAUAUAACUACUUUAAAUGUUUUAAACUUGCUGUUUUACAGUCACUGAAAAUAAUGUAAAUUUAGUAAUGGUAUAAGUGUUGAUGUUUGUUAUAAUAUUUAUAACAAAAUGGGUGCCUUUAACUAGGCUUUUGUUGAAUAAAUGGAUAAACAAUUA